Molecule: messenger RNA, 567 nt
Organism: Ostreococcus lucimarinus CCE9901
Lineage: Eukaryota; Viridiplantae; Chlorophyta; Mamiellophyceae; Mamiellales; Bathycoccaceae
Exons: 1
Coding region: 1-567 (188 amino acids)
Source: RefSeq, a predicted model, not a curated record
AUGGGGAAGAAGAAGCGCAAGCGUAAAGACAAGGAUGGUCAAGCCGCCGGCGCGGAGGCGAAGAAGAAGUUGUUCACGAAGAAGGAUUGGACGUGUGCGUGUGGAUUUCUGAAUUAUUCGAAAAAUAAGCUGGCGUGUCAUAAGUGCAAAGCCGCGAGACCGGCUCGGGUGGGUAGGAACGCGGCGGAGGAUUACCUGUCGCGGUGGGCGGUGAUGGAGACUACCGAAGUCAAUGCCAUCCACCAUCAAUUUUUGCUGAAGCAAGUCGGGAUCGAUAACGAGCUCCGGGAUGAGUUUUUUGAUUUCUUCGUUGAGUAUUGCGGUAGUUUGCCGGACAGUCGUCGAAGGAAGAUCGUUUCGGGGGCGAAAAAGGUCCGGGCACGUUUGGACGCGAUUUUGCAAGCGUGCGACAAUAGAAAAGGCGCCGCGAGCGAGAGCGAUGAGGGCGAAGACGAAGACAAGGCGCCGGUCACGGCGAAUGUAGCACAAACAAAAAAACGCGGCAAUCGAGGGAAAAAGGGCCGAGGCAAGCAAGCUGCCAAGGCUUCUCCAACGCCCGCAAUGUAG